AAGAUGACGAUGGUUCUCAUGCCUGCAUCGUCUUCUCUUACUUUCGCAGUAUCUUCGAGUUUCUAGGCAUCUUAUUUAAGCCAAGUUCUUUACUUUAAUCUUUUGCCUGCCAUGACAUUCGUUAAAGAUAAAAAACUUCAUCAUCAUGCGGUAACCGUUACUUCCCUGGCUCACAGCCAGGAAUCUCUUCCUCAACCUCAGGAGAAUGCUACGCCAGAGGCGGUGGUUGUUGACGAUGACGACGACUACCCGGAUGGGGGCUUUGUUGCCUGGCGUCAGGUAGUAGCUUGUCAUCUCAUCAACGCGAUGGCGUGUGGAUACGGCGCAGCCUUUGGUAUAUAUCAGCUCUACUAUACCGAGUCGCUCAAACUCCCAUCGGCACAGAUCUCGUGGAUCGGCUCCGUGCAAAUGUUCCUGAACAAUGUUACGUGCACCGUAGCUGGGCGUCUAGCAGAUGCGGGAUAUGCACGGGAGGUGGUAAUAGGCGGUUCCUUCGUCGCUCUGCUGGGAACGUUCAUGACCAGUCUCGCAACCGAAUACUGGCAGAUCUUCCUCAGUCAGGGUGUCUGCACGGGGAUCGGUCUGGGUCUGAUGUAUAUGCCCACUAUUACGAUCAUCGCCUCGUAUUUUAAGAAGAGACGUGCGCUCGCCUUAACCCUUUCCACGGCGGGAACCGGAACAGGAAGUAUAAUCUUUCCUGCAACGGUAGAAUACCUGAUACCCCAGAUCGGUUUUCCCUGGGCCGUCCGGUGCGCCGGGUUUGUGGCUCUGGUUAUGGUUGUUUUCAUGAACACACUCCUCAAACCACGCUCGCUUCCCAAGAAAACAGGACCCCUCGUGGAGUGGGGCGCUUUUAAGGAACCCCCUUAUGUUAUCUUCAUCGCGGGUGCCUUUCUGUUUUAUUGGGCUUUGUAUUUUGGUUUCUUCUACAUUAACACCUACGCCAUCGCGGUCGCUUCCUUUACGCCUACAUCCGCAGUCUCGCUGCUGCUCAUCACAAAUGCGGUGGGUAUCCCCACCCGACCUAUCGUCGGUUACCUCGCCGACACAUUCUUGGGUCCUAUCAACGCUUUCAUCCUAUCGACCAUCUCCCUAGCCGUCGCCUUCUUCGCCUGGAUCGCAAUCGACACGCAUAAUACCAUGUACGCCUUCGCAAUUCUGUUCGGCGUCACCAACGCAGCAGCUCAGGGAGGCUUUGCCAGCGCCUUGGCUAGUCUGACUACAGAUCCUGCGAAGAUGGGCGUUAGAUUCGGCAUGUGCUGUACUAUAAUCGGCUUCGCGACGGUUGCUGGUCCUCCUACCGCGGGCGCCAUCAUUGAUUUCUGCAACGGGGACUAUCUCUGGGCCCAGAUCUGGGCUGGCGCGGUUACCCUCCUUGCAGCGGCUACUUUGGGUCUGUCCAGGUACUGGGUAUCUGGCGCCAAGCUCGCUGUUAUGGUUUAAUAAACCGAGGUGCUGGUUCUCUAAGCUAGUACGUGGUUGAUCUGUACGAGUGGUAAUAAGGUCUGGGAGUGUCUAUUUAUUAAUAGGCACCCUCUAACCCGGUCUCUGGCUAACUCGGAACGGCGGCUUGAGAUUUCCAUUUAUCGAUGGAAUAUCUCACCCUGUUCUCUGGGUAUAAUGGUUUUUACUCUACUAUAUGUAGAAUAUAGAUAGAGGGUUUGGUUCAUCCUCUGGUCGGGCAUUUUCCGGCCUCG
Annulohypoxylon truncatum is the source of this 1697-nucleotide messenger RNA. Its product is annotated as MFS general substrate transporter. NCBI's taxonomy places the organism in Eukaryota, Fungi, Ascomycota, Sordariomycetes, Xylariales, Hypoxylaceae. Gene Ontology annotation, biological process: transmembrane transport. The coding region runs from base 112 to 1443 and encodes 443 amino acids. Gene Ontology annotation, molecular function: transmembrane transporter activity. Gene Ontology annotation, cellular component: fungal-type vacuole membrane. The record is from RefSeq and is a predicted model, not a curated record. The transcript has 2 exons.